AUGGCCGCGCUCGCGCUGCCGCUGCUGCUGCUGCUGCUGCUGGGGAGCCCCAAAACCGCCCAAAACUGCCCCAAAAUUCCCCAAAACUGCCCCGGGAACCCCCCCGGGAGCCCCCCAGGGACCCCCCAGAACUGCCCCGAAAUUCCCCAAAAUUGCCCCGAAAUUCCGCCCGAAAUUCCCCCAAAUUGCCUCAAAGACUCCCAAAAUUGCCCCAAAAACUCCCAAAAUCGCCCCGAAAUAUCCCAAAAUUGCCCCGAAAUCCCCCCCGGGACCCCCCAAAAUUGCCCCGAAAUUUCCCCCGAGACUGAGCCCGAAAUUCCCCAAAAUUGCCCUGAAAACUCCAAAAAUUGCCCUGAAAACUCCGAAAAUUGCCCCAAAAAUCACGAAAAUUGCCCCAAAAUCCCUCCCGGGAUCAACUCCGGGGCUGACCCCAAAACCCUCCAAAAUUGUCCCAAAAAUCCUCAAAAUUGUCCCGAAAACUCCCAAAAGUUCCAUGAAAAUUCCCAAAAUUGCCCCGAAAAUUCCCAAAAUUGCCCCAAAACCGAGCCCGGGGUGGAGCCCGGGAGCUCCUCAGGGAGUGACCCCGAAAAUGCCGAAAUUUGUCCCAAAAAUUGCCCCAAAAAUGGCGAAAAUUGCCCCGAAAUUGAGCCCGGGAUGGAGCCUGAGGAUGGUCUCCUGGUGCUCACGGUGGCCACAGAGGUCACCGAUGGCUCCUCAGCGCUCACUGGGGUGGGUCUCCUGGUGCUCACGGUGGCCACAGAGGUCACCGAUGGCUCCUCAGCGCUCACUGGGGUGGGUCUCCUGGUGCUCACGGUGGCCACAGAGGUCACCGAUGGCUCCUCAGCGCUCACUGGGGUGGGUCUCCUGGUGCUCACGGUGGCCACAGAGGUCACCGAUGGCUCCUCGGUGCUCACUGGGGUGGGUCUCCUGGUGCUCACGGUGGCCACAGAGGUCACCGAUGGCUCCUCAGCGCUCACUGGG
This is a messenger RNA of Melospiza melodia melodia, 981 nucleotides long. Its product is annotated as basic salivary proline-rich protein 2-like. The record is from RefSeq and is a predicted model, not a curated record. The transcript is spliced from 6 exons. Lineage: Eukaryota; Metazoa; Chordata; Aves; Passeriformes; Passerellidae. The annotation marks the transcript as partial.